This is a messenger RNA of Amoebophrya sp. A25, 843 nucleotides long. Lineage: Eukaryota; Dinophyceae; Syndiniales; Amoebophryaceae. The record is from the annotation of a GenBank genome assembly.
GUGCCGUUGAAGGGAAGCAGGCACGAGAGGGAAUGAGUGCGAAUUGGUGGAUUCAUGCUGUCUAAUUUGCUUUCAGACCUAAAAUUCCAGAUUCGAGGCCAGUGACUAAGUAUCCUUAGUGUAGAGUUUUUCAUCACACGAAUUAAUCUAAGUAUCAAAAACAAUGGCAUCGACGUCACUCUUUCCUUCCGCUUGCCUGUCUUCCCACUUUCUGCGCAAUACCAGGGAAUCAUGGUCCGCCGUAAAAACUCUACUGGUGCCCUUUGUCCUCGCAUCACGAAUGGGAAGAAAAAGGACUAUGUUGAACAUUGCGCCACCAAAGAGAUGCGCGCACCAAAGAGCUUCUGCUGAUGAAGAUGAUAGACGCACUUCCUGGUUACCGGCUGCAGGACUUGAUGCCAGAGCUCUAUUCUUCACACACCAGAUGUGGAGGACUACGGCUGCAUACUUGGUUCAGCAUUUCUCAAGCUCGUUUCUGGCGGAUUUCGAAGCAGACCCUUUUGUCUUCCUUACCCCACGUAAGCUUUCACGUAGAAAAGACAUCAAGAUGAGAAGCGUGAGCGCACCUUAUCCACGAGACGCACGAAAGAAAAAAGUAGUACCACAUGUAAGAGGAUUGCUUGAGAAAUUGAUCAAGUGAAAUGGUGAUACAUACCUAUUUACACACGACAUGCAUCUACUACACAUUUCAUUUUGAAGCGAACUCUCUCCUGCAAGUGCAACCCAGUUCUUGGAAUGAAAAAACAAGUACUUCUGCUACGCGAUCAUUCCUCCUGGUCAGAAAAUGUUCAAGAGUUUAGUGAGGCCUUGCUCCUAAGUGAGGGCACCAAAGAAAGAAAGUGG